GUUAGAAUAUGUUAAUGACUUCUUCGACUUCUAUAUCAAGUUAGACUUACCGACCACGUUGUGUUUUAAAAGUGUAAUACAGUGUAUCUGGACGGACAGUUUUUGAAGUGAAUUGGAUACAAUUAAUAGUUUUAAAGAGCGACUGCUAACCCAUCAUGCCUCAGUAUUAUAUGGUCAGGAGCAGAUUGAACGGUAUGGUGCUUGACAUAGACUGCGGCAAGCGAGAACCAGGUGCCCGUCUCAUCCUUUGGCCUGCUAAAACACAGGGGAACAAUGAUAAUCAACUCUGGGAGAUUGAUCACUAUGGUCAUAUCAAAAGCAAGAUGAAUGGCCUAGUUUUGGAUAUUGAAGGCGGAAAAACUACACAGGGAACUAAGGUUCUCACUUGGCAUGGCGAGGGAAAGGCGUGGCAAAAAUGGUACGUGGAAGGGGAUGGAUCCAUAAGGAGUCAACACAGCGGCCUGGUACUUGACGUUAAAGAUAAUAAUCGUUCACAAGGGGCGUCUGUUUGCGUGUGGUCCCACAAUGGUGGACAGAACCAGAAAUGGGACUUGAUUCCAAGCCGAUAGAAUAUCCAACAAUCUAAAAGACAUACAUGUACAAUCUAAAAGAAAUGUACAUAUAUAUGGUCCAGUUGGAAAGCACACCUCUAUUGAUGACAAUGUGCACGAAACAUAACUUUAAAUAUUAAACAUUAUACAUGUAAGCUUGUAACAUUUUCAGAUGAGCUCCUUUUCCUCCUGUUGAAGUACCACUCAUUUUGACAUCAGGAAAGCUUAGUACAAGUUAUUUCUACAUAUGUUUUAAACUGUGGAGCAUCUGUCAACGGGGCCAUUUAACUAUUAUUGUAGGCUCCAACAGGGGCCCAAAAAUGUUUUAUAUAUUGGAAUAUUCUUUUUCUAAAUGUAAUAAACUUGUAUGUGUAAAAGGUAUUAUAUUAGGUACAUUAUAUUAACAUUAUUUAUUGGGAGGUUUUGGAUACAGGGGUUUUCCAGAGGGAAACGGAUGUGUCAUCCGAGAGACAAAAGGGACCUAGACACAUAUUUUCUGAGAGAUAAACUUUUCCCUGAUCAAGAAAAUAAUUU
Molecule: messenger RNA, 1085 nt
Organism: Owenia fusiformis
Lineage: Eukaryota; Metazoa; Annelida; Polychaeta; Sabellida; Oweniidae
Source: the annotation of a GenBank genome assembly